AUGUCGUCGCUCCACAGGUGCCUGCCGUGGCUGAUCCUCCUCCUGGUGCUCCGCGACGGCGGCGGGGGGACGGCGGUGGCGGCUGCCGGGAAGGUGCCGGCGAUCAUCGUGUUCGGCGACUCCUCGGUGGACACGGGCAACAACAACUUCAUCCCGACCAUCGCGCGGAGCAACUUCUGGCCCUACGGGCUCGACUUCGCGGACGGCCACCCCACGGGCCGCUUCUCCAACGGCCGCCUCGCCACCGACUUCAUCUCGGAGGCCUUCGGCCUGCCGGCCUCCAUCCCGGCCUACCUCGACACCACGCUCACCAUCGACGACCUCGCCGCGGGCGUCUCCUUCGCGUCCGCCUCCACCGGCCUCGACAACGCCACCGCCGGCAUCCUGUCCGUGAUCACCAUGGCGGAGCAGCUCGAGUACUUCAAGGAGUACAAGCUGCGGCUGAAGCUGGCCAAGGGCGACGCGCGCGGCGAGGAGAUCAUCCGCGAGGCGCUCUACAUCUGGAGCAUCGGCACCAACGACUUCAUCGAGAACUACUACAACCUGCCGGAGCGCCGGAUGCAGUACACGGCGGCGGAGUACGAGGCGUACCUGCUGGGGCUCGCCGAGUCGUCCAUCCGCGCCGUGCACGCGCUCGGCGGCAGGAAGAUGGACUUCACGGGGCUCACGCCCAUGGGCUGCCUCCCCGCCGAGCGCAUGGGCAACCGCGGCGACCCCGGGCAGUGCAACGAGGAGUACAACGCCGUCGCCCGGAGCUUCAACGCCAAGCUGAAGCAGGCCGUCGUCCCCAAGCUCAACAAGGAGCUCCCCGGCCUCCACCUCGUCUACGCCGACACCUACGACGUCCUCGACGCCGUCGUCAGGAAGCCGGCCGACUACGGUACGUGCGCAGUUCGCGUGGCCAUGCAUGCACAGCCGAUCAACUCCGGCAUGCAUGGCCGUGGCCGAGCUCGCUUUUCUGAGUUGGUAGGAUGCAUUCAUGCCCUGCGCUCAAUCGUUCGAUCGUUUCGAUUGAUGGUGCACAGCACUGCACCACUGCAACGGGAAGCACGGCAUGGGCGCCACAUGCCGUGUCUCCUGUUGCAUGCACCACCUCCAGUUGCACGCACAGUGCGUGGCAUCAUCAUGCAUUGA
Messenger RNA from Triticum turgidum subsp. durum (durum wheat), 1134 nucleotides. The record is from the annotation of a GenBank genome assembly. NCBI's taxonomy places the organism in Eukaryota, Viridiplantae, Streptophyta, Magnoliopsida, Poales, Poaceae.